Molecule: messenger RNA, 930 nt
Organism: Ramularia collo-cygni
Lineage: Eukaryota; Fungi; Ascomycota; Dothideomycetes; Mycosphaerellales; Mycosphaerellaceae
Product: related to 50S ribosomal protein L3
Exons: 1
Coding region: 1-930 (309 amino acids)
Biological process (GO): translation
Cellular component (GO): ribosome; mitochondrial large ribosomal subunit
Molecular function (GO): structural constituent of ribosome
Source: RefSeq, a predicted model, not a curated record
AUGCCGCCACGUUCCUCCGCCGCACGGCUGUUCACAGUUCCGCCCAAGUUUCUGUGUCCAUCAGUAUCACUGUCGAGCCAGACCGUCCGAGCCAUCCGCUCACUACUACCCGUCAAAAAGCUCGGCCGCUUCAACCAUGACACGAAUCUACCGCUCCUGGAAUCUUCCCAGGCCGCCGCUCUACUUCGCAAAGAAAACUCCUUCGCGCUGCGUACCGGUGCGCUGGCCAUAAAGAAGGGAAUGACUGGUGUCUACGAUCCAAUAACCGCCAAACGUGAAGCCUGUACGGUGCUCCAACUCGAUCGCUGUCAGGUUAUUGGGCACAAGCGGGUGAAGCCCCACGGAUACUGGGCAGUGCAAGUCGGUUGCGGCACAAAAGAGGCACGGAACGUGACAAGGCCGGAACGAGGCCACUUUGCGGCACAAGGCGUGCCAAUCAAACGACAUGUUGCCGAGUUUCGCGUCAAGGAUGAGGAGGCAUUGGCUGAAGUCGGCAGCAUAAUCACUGCCGACCUGUUUCAAGAAGGACAAUUCAUUGAUGCUCGCGGCACGACUCGCGGCAUGGGUUUUGCUGGUGGCAUGAAGCGCUGGGGCUUUUCGGGUCAGCCUGCUUCGCACGGUAACUCGCUGACCCAUCGUGCUAUGGGGUCCGCUGGUGCUAGUCAAGGCAGUGGAUCACGUGUGUUACCGGGGAAAAAAAUGGCUGGCCGCAUGGGUGGAGAGAGACAUACGGUGCAGAACUUGAAGGUCAUGAAGGUAGACGCGGCAAAUGGCAUUGUGGUGGUUAGCGGUGCCGUGCCCGGACCGAAAUACAGCAUUGUGCAUAUCCAGGAUGCAUUGAAGAAGCCUUGGCCGACCGUGGAUCGAUCAGCCGGGAUCGCUGCUGCGGAUGGCACUGUCGGAAAAUCAGCUGCUCCUGUUGAUGCUUAA